AUGAAGUGGGAGGAUAUCAGCAAACAUCUGCCAGGCCGCAGUGCAAUCAGUUGUAGGCUGCAUUACCAAAACUACCUCGAAAGGAGGAGUGAAUGGGACGAAGACCGCAAGAAUAAGCUCGCGAGGUUGUACGAACGAUUCCGUGCUGAUAUGUGGGCCAGAGUGGCUGAAGAGAUGGCCAUGCCAUGGAGAGCUGUCGAAGCAAUGCACUGGCAGAUGGGCGAACAUGAGAUGGCCAAGCGCGCCGGCGUGACACCAUUUUCUCUGACCAACCCUUCCAGCGUCUACGAUUCCGGCAACAUUGGUCUUGGGCCCGGUCCGCGUUCUCACCUGCGCCAUGUCGGUCCAGCUCCGCGUCUCCGGCGUGAGUCCAUGCCUCCUGAAGCAGCUUUCCACGGGACCCCGCAGUUGCCCUCGUUGGCAGAACUUACCGCUGGACUGCCUGCGUACGCGACUCCGCCCUAUCAGCCUUCAGAUCCCUUUCACCACCACCUGUAUAACCACCCCAAAGGACGCAAUACACCCUUUCGAUGA
Exophiala aquamarina CBS 119918 is the source of this 534-nucleotide messenger RNA. RefSeq lists its product as uncharacterized. Bases 1 to 534 code for a protein of 177 amino acids. The record is from RefSeq and is a predicted model, not a curated record. NCBI's taxonomy places the organism in Eukaryota, Fungi, Ascomycota, Eurotiomycetes, Chaetothyriales, Herpotrichiellaceae. The transcript has 2 exons.